This is a messenger RNA of Arachis stenosperma, 1351 nucleotides long. Its product is annotated as cullin-4-like. Gene Ontology annotation, biological process: protein ubiquitination; ubiquitin-dependent protein catabolic process. The coding region runs from base 863 to 1165 and encodes 100 amino acids. Lineage: Eukaryota; Viridiplantae; Streptophyta; Magnoliopsida; Fabales; Fabaceae. The record is from RefSeq and is a predicted model, not a curated record. The transcript is spliced from 6 exons. Gene Ontology annotation, molecular function: ubiquitin protein ligase binding. Gene Ontology annotation, cellular component: cullin-RING ubiquitin ligase complex.
GCCACUCUUAGUCGCUCACAUUCUCUCUAUGACGAGGGAACAUCAAUCCCCAAUCCCCAAUCCCCAAGCCCCAUCCGCCGAUCCCCUUCCUCCCAGCAGCGUCUUCCUUCACCGUCCACAUCACGUCGCCAACUCGCCGAACAGAGCCUCACGGACAGCACCUCGGCGCGGUCCUCUCUCCCUCCCUCCCUCCUUUCGCAGUUCACAGUCGCCGUAUCCCUCCCUCGCGUCGCAACUUCUCCCUUUCCCUCCCUCGCUCUCGCAACCUCUCCCUUCCUUCCAUCGCAGGUGAAGCCGCCGUCGUCUGUCGCUCGUCGCUCCUCGCCCGUCAGUCACACUUCAAUAACGUCGUCCAUCGUCGUUCGCGCUGCCGUCAGUACAGUAGCAUUCCUCUGCAUCUAGAAUAGGGAUGCCUCUCAAGUAAGCCAACAUUGCCCACAAAUUUUGAGGAGGUUAUAUGGGCAAAAUUGAAGUUUCUAUUUGUGCUAUAUUCUUGAAGACCCGACUCUUGUGAUUUGGAAAAGCUUUAUCAGGCUGUCAGUGAUCUUUGCAUAUAUAAAAUGGCUGGAAAUCUUUAUCAGCAAAUUGAAACGGAAUGGAAGCACAUAUAUCUACUGCUUUGUAGUCUUUGGUUGGACAAAGCCUAGAUUUGGUUGUUUUUCUAUCUCUAGUUGAGAGAUGUUGGCAGGAUCUUUGUGACCAAAUGUUGAUGAUUCGGGGUAUAUUCUUGUAUCUGGAUAGGACAUAUGUGAAGCAAACAGCAAAUGUACGGUCCUUAUGGGACAUGGGCUUACAACUUUUCCACUAACAUCUUUCAUUAUCUCCUGAAGUUGAACAGAAAACUGUUACCGGUCUUCUAAGAAUGAUUGAAAGUGAAAGGGAGUGUAAAUACAUGCAGCAAUCAGAUGCUCCAGAUUAUUUGAAGCAUGUGGAGACAAGAUUGCAAGAGGAACAUGAUAGAUGCCUGAUCUACUUGGAAGCGAGUACUAGGAAGCCGCUGAUAGCCACAGCAGAAAAGCAACUUCUUGAACGCCAUAUACCUGCCAUUCUUGAUAAGUUUGACCACAGUAUAAGUGACAAUAUUGGUAAAACUAAAGGUGGAAUUGGCGGACAUGUUCUUUGUGCAAUUGAUAUGCCAAGUUUUAGGUGUUUGCAUUUUUUUUAAUUUUCAAUGUGAAAUGAGGUACCGAGAUGUGUAUUUUUCACUUUUGCUUGCUUAGUUUACUAAGUCAUCUUAUUUCAAGCUAUUGAAAAGAUAGAGUAGGAAUUUGAUCAAGCCCAAAUGCUUGGUUAUUAUUAGGUUAAGCUUCAAUACUUACUUUCUUGAAACAUGGUUUAAACCUACUUUUUA